UUAAAAACUGAUAAAAUAUUAUGAAAUUUUAAAGAAUAUUAAAAAAACAAAACAAAAAAAAGAAGUUGUAUAUUUUUUUACCUUACAUUACUAUUCGUUGCUUACUAAGGCCUUGAUAUGCCAUUAGUUGUCUUUACAGGUUAUCCUUCUUCAGGAAAAACUCGGAGAGCACUUGAACUUAGAAAAGCACUUUGCAAUAGGAUAGAAUUAUAUGAAAGAAAACCCCCAUUUCAAGUCAUUUUAGUCAAUGAUGAAUCUCUUGGAAUCAAAAAGGAUGCUUAUGGAAGUAGCUUUAUAGCUUUUUUUUAAAUAAAAAUAUCUUAUAUUAGAUGCGACGAAAGAGAAAGCUGCUAGAGCGGCAAUGUAUUCAGCCGUUGGGCGUGCUUUAAAUAAAAAUACAAUUGUAUUAUGUGAUGGGAUGAAUUAUAUUAAGGGUUAUAGAUAUCAAUUGUAUUGUGAGGCUAAAAAUAGUGGUACAUCUUAUUGUGUGAUUCAUUGUGGGACUCCAAUUGAUAUAUGUAGAAAAUGGAAUUACACACGGAAAUCUUUAGGAUAUCCUCAAGACAUAUUUGAGGAGCUUUUGAUGAGAUAUGAAGAGCCUAAUUCAUCGACAAAAUGGGAUUCACCUUUAUUUACUGUAAUAUAUUCAGAUUUAUCAUUUCCUGUUGAUUCGAUAUGGAAAAUCUUAUCUAGCACAAAAAUGAUCAAACCUAAUGCAUCAACUCUUGUGAAACCAUUAUCAUCAUCUGACUAUUUAUUCGAACUUAAUAAAAUUACUCAAGAAAUUAUAAAUACAAUAAUUGAAAAUCAAACGAUUAAUGAUUCGAAAUCAGAGAUAAAAAUUGAUUCGAUAAAUCAAAGUAUAAUUUUACCGAAUAAUGUUACGUUGUCAAAAUUGCAAUCCAUAAGGCAUCAGUUUAUUAAUCUUAAUAGAAUACAAACAUCUAGUAAAAGUAAAAUUCAAGAAAUUUUUAUAGAAUUUUUAAAUAACCAAUUUAAAUGA
Molecule: messenger RNA, 1003 nt
Organism: Pneumocystis murina B123
Lineage: Eukaryota; Fungi; Ascomycota; Pneumocystomycetes; Pneumocystales; Pneumocystaceae
Exons: 7
Coding region: 362-1003 (213 amino acids)
Source: RefSeq, a predicted model, not a curated record